UUAAGAAUUGUGUAGGCUUUUUAUAUUUUUUCAUUCGAGUUUUGGCUUAACUAUCAAAGAUUUUCCAGCUUGUCAAGAAUGUCCUAUCCUCGUGUCUUCUUCGACGUAACCGCUGAUGGAGAGAAGCUAGGUCGCAUUGCAAUGGAACUGCGUACGGAUGUAGUUCCAAAGACGGCUGAAAACUUUCGAGCUUUGUGCACCGGGGAGAAGGGCUACGGCUAUAAGGGCUGCCCGUUUCAUCGUGUUAUACCAAAUUUUAUGUGUCAAGGCGGAGACUUUACCAAUCAGAAUGGCACUGGAGGACGCUCCAUCUAUGGUCACAAGUUCCCUGAUGAAAACUUUGAGCUGAAACACUCCGGUCCAGGCACCUUGUCAAUGGCCAAUGCAGGACCCAACACAAAUGGCUCCCAGUUCUUUAUAUGCAUGGGCAAGACCUCGUGGCUGGACAAUAAGCACGUCGUCUUCGGCAAGGUAAUUGAGGGCAUGGAAGUAAUACGAAAGAUAGAAUCGAUGGGCUCUAACUCAGGCAAAACAUCUAAGAAAAUCAUUAUCGAGGACUGUGGCGACUUGUAAAGCGAGACAUAUAUUUAUAUAAUAUAUUUAUUAUACAGACUGAAACUGUUUUAUCUCCCACU
Messenger RNA from Drosophila hydei, 635 nucleotides. Its product is annotated as peptidyl-prolyl cis-trans isomerase-like. NCBI's taxonomy places the organism in Eukaryota, Metazoa, Arthropoda, Insecta, Diptera, Drosophilidae. Gene Ontology annotation, cellular component: intracellular membrane-bounded organelle. The coding region runs from base 79 to 573 and encodes 164 amino acids. Gene Ontology annotation, biological process: protein peptidyl-prolyl isomerization; protein folding. Gene Ontology annotation, molecular function: peptidyl-prolyl cis-trans isomerase activity. The record is from RefSeq and is a predicted model, not a curated record. The transcript has a single exon.